This is a messenger RNA of Ananas comosus (pineapple), 1324 nucleotides long. RefSeq lists its product as uncharacterized. The record is from RefSeq and is a predicted model, not a curated record. Bases 131 to 1120 code for a protein of 329 amino acids. The transcript is spliced from 8 exons. Lineage: Eukaryota; Viridiplantae; Streptophyta; Magnoliopsida; Poales; Bromeliaceae. Gene Ontology annotation, cellular component: membrane.
UUCGGGAUAUUCCGUUCCACUUUUCCCCAACUCUACAUCUCUCCUCUGUCUCUCCCUCUCUGGAUCUCUCUCGAUAGGGUUUCGGAUCCCAAUCCAUGGCGAACUAGGGUUUCCUCCGCUCGCGGCGGCGAUGGCGUCCGGGGACGACGAGGGCAUCGGCUACUGGAUGCGGUGGCAGGUGCCCGUAUGCGCCCUCAUCACCGCCGCCCCGGCGAUCGCCGCGGCGGUGGUGCUCGCUAGGGUUAAGAGGGAGCCCCUCCGAUCAGCCGACCUCUGGGCCCCGUGCUGGGGUCGGCUCCACCCCAUCGCCCUCCUCUGCUACCGCGUCCUCGUCUUCUUCGCCAUGGCCUCCUUCCUCGCCGUGACGGUCGUCAACGAUGGGUUCGGAGCGUUCUACUUCUACACCCAGUGGACCUUCACACUAGUUAUUGUUUAUUUUGCGGGUAAUCUUAGAUAUGUUUUUCUGCAGAUAGCCUCCGUCAUAUCUGCCCACGGAUGUUGGGUUUACUCAAAACAGCAUACCACUGAAAAUGAUGAGGCUAAUGGAUUCCUAAAUGACGAUCCUGAAGAGAACCCUGGAGAUCGGAUCUCCAGACCAAACAAAAAUGAUGAUCAAGAUCAAAUCAGAUUUUCAAGUCACCAUGGGCGAUUACUGUAUGAGGAAAGAGCUGGAUUUUGGGGAUAUUUGAUGCAAAUAAUUUACCAGACAAGUGCGGGUGCUGUGGUGCUGACAGAUGUUGUCUUUUGGGGUCUUCUUGUGCCAUUCCUAUCUUCUGAGUAUUUCCGUGUUAAUUUGAUAAUGGCCUGCAUGCACUCUGUCAAUGCUGUGUUCCUGCUAACCGACACCGCUCUCAAUAAUUUGCCCUUUCCCUGGUUUGGAAUGGCUUACUUUAUUUUCUGGAGCUGCAUCUAUGUAGUUUUUCAGUGGGUCCUUCAUGCUUGUGGUUCUACCUGGUGGCCUUACCCAUUUCUCGAGCUUGCAACACCUUGGGCGCCCUUGUGGUAUUUUUUUUUGGCAUUGGUUCACAUCCUAUGUUUCAGCUUCUAUUGGCUUAUAGCGAAGGCCAAGGUUACAUAUUGCCCCAAGCUUUUCCCACAUGCAUAUGUAGGAUUGUAUUAGAUACUAACAUACGCCUUCUAUUAUGGUUUUGGGACGCAUUUGAUGAUGAUCCCCAUUACUCAAGGUUUUACUUUAUUGAACCAACGGUGAGGCAUAGUGAAAAGAAUGUAACAGCAGGGCCAUUGCUAUUGUCCUGUAAACAAACACAAACGGGGAACGUGAUAGAUAUUAUCAUAUUAAUAAGGAGCCCUACCGUGCCUGGAA